CAAAGAGCUGUCUAAGGACACUAGGGACAUUGUAGACCUACACAAGGCUGGGAUGGGCUAUGGGGCAAGAGGCAAACAGCUUGGUUAGAAGGCAACAACUAUUUAAGCAAUUAUUAGAAAAUGGAAGAAAUUCAAAAUGACCGUCAAUCUUCUUCAGACUGGGGCUCCAUGCAAGAUCUCACCUCGUGGAGAAUCAGUGAUCCUGAGACAGAUGACACAGGAGCAGAGUUGUAUUUUGACAGAACUGAAUAUAUUUGAUCAGAUAGACAGAGAAGAUGGCAUGUUGUUCUUUUCUACGCUCUCCUCGUCUGUCGUUCCUGCAGACGCUGUUCUCCCUCAUCCUGUCUUUCAUCUCUCUGCUUGCAUCUAAUUGGUGUUCUGGUGUCCAGAAAGUGCCAAAGCCUCUGUGUUCUCCUCUGCGUCAUCGCACCUGCACACCGUCUGACCUGUUCACCAAUGGCUCCACCCAGUUCACCUGGGAAACGGGGGAUGACCGCUUCAUCUUUCCCACCUUCCAUGCUGGGAUCUGGAGCUGCUGUGAAGAAAACAUACACAAGGAUGAAUGGGAAGAGAAAUGUCGCAGUUUUAUGGAUCUCACGCCUCCUUCAGAGAAAGGGAUUUUCUGGCUGUGUGUGUUAAUGGAGUUGAUGUAUAUUAGUUUGUUGUGUAUCAGUUGUGUGUUGCUGAUGGUUCAGGUGUGUUUCUCUGAGUGGAAGCCACUGCUUCAUCAUUGGGGAGAUUUACUAAACGCUUAUGCUGCUGUGUUCACCGUAUUGGCAGGUCUGGUGGGAAUGGUAGGCCACAUUAUGUUCAUGCAGGUGUUCCAGGUAACAGCAUCCAGUGGGCCGGAGGAUUUUAAACCGCAUCGUUAUGGAUACUCCUGGGCCUUUUACGUAGCCUGGGUGGGCUUCACCUGCUGUAUGAGUUCUGGAGUUUCCACUCUAAAUAAUUACACCAAGUCCGUGCUGAUGGCUGGAACCAAACCAAAGUCUGACUUCUACCCCAUGUCACAAUUCUACUACCCUCCGGCUCCACCCCCUCCUCCUUCCAUCCCCCCUCCAUGCCCUCCUCCACCUCCCCUCUUUCCCCACUCUCUCCAUACUUCUGCCCUCCGUCUCCUCCUUCCUUUUUCCCUCCUGCCCCUCCAUGUCCACACAAUCCCACUCGCCCGUCUCUCUCUCCCUCACCGUCUGUCUCUCUCCUCCAUUCACCUCUGUCCUCCACCCCUCCUCUCUCUCCUACUCCUUCCAUUACACUUUCUAUCUCUCCUUCCAUCCCUUUUACUUUCUCUCCUUCUCAGCUGUUUGAUGAAGAAUACAGCUCCCUCUAAGGCUACUGUUUUACCAGUAAUCGUUUAUCACACUGCUGCUGCUGGUGACAUUUAAUGAUCUGGGUAUCAUCACUGUUUCUGGAAGCUCUGGAUCCUAUUAGUAUUAUUUCCAUUGUGCAAUUAUCCAGCAUUUCAAUACUGAACCCAAACUGUACAUGUAACCUGUUUGAGCUCUAGGGGGCGCUCUAAGGGUUUCAAACAAAGCAUCUAAAGCAAAAGAGAUCAACGUCACAAACCGAAAGUUCCUCUUCCAGUCCACUCAGUGUAGUAGAGGUCAUUUAUUUCCACAGUGUGUUUAUAAACAUACACUUCACAGUGACUAUAAAGGACACGAUGACACGGCACAGUGUGUAAAUCUCUCACUAAUACUCAUCACUACUAAUAUUUCCAUUCUAAUGUGAUGCGCAGCAGCUCUGCAGGGUCUCUGGGAGAAGAUUUUACUCUCAUUUAUACUAAUUGAUAUCGAAUUACUAGAGAUUUGAAAUGAUUUAUUGUUAUGUAAUAUUGAACAUUACACGACAUUACAGGCAGCGAUCAUGAGCACUAAAUGUUCAUGAACUCAGUGCAGAAAAGCCGCUUCCUUCCUCCUGCCCCACUUCACCCCAACAUGCAACCAAUACACCAUGUUCUACUCGAUUACAGUCUCUGGAUAUGCUGCUUUAGUGUCCAUCAUAUUAUUAAACCUUUGCACAAAUGACUCCUGAGUCGACAUUUCUUCCUAAGUGCCAGUGAAAUUUUCUUUGGAUUCCAGAUUAAUGUUGGAUUUUAGAUUAGAUGUUAGACUGGAAAUAUUGAACGGAUAUAAAUAAAGUAAAUCCAUGGAUCCUGUUACUGGUCAUUGAU
Silurus meridionalis is the source of this 2173-nucleotide messenger RNA. RefSeq names its product germ cell-specific gene 1-like protein. NCBI's taxonomy places the organism in Eukaryota, Metazoa, Chordata, Actinopteri, Siluriformes, Siluridae. The record is from RefSeq and is a predicted model, not a curated record. The transcript is spliced from 7 exons. The coding region runs from base 276 to 1385 and encodes 369 amino acids. Gene Ontology annotation, cellular component: plasma membrane.